GUGAGCUGGUACAUUUGAAGUCUUGAAUCGGCUUUAUUCUUUUUCGGCUAUUCUGUGACUGAUUUGGAAGAUGACCGGGAUGGCCAUUUAUUUCUACUACAUUAUUUUGUUAUGUUGUACAGCAAUAUAUAAUGCAGAGAUUUCAUGCAAAAAUGAAGCUGGUGAGCCUGUUGACUGGUUUGUAAUCUACAAGCUGCCAAAAACAAAAAUUGGUGAAGUGGGCACUGGGGUGGACUAUAUGUACCUGGAUUCUAAAACGGAGAGCUGGCAGAUGAGUUCAUUCAUGGUGAACACGACUCAAGGGGCUAUGGGACGAACCCUCAGUCAGCUGUACUCAGGACAAGCCUUUAAGUCCAACAGCUCUGUCUAUGCAAUAUACAAUGAUGCACCACCAGAAUUCUCUUACAGUGUGGAAUAUGGACACUCAAAAGGUAUGAUGCUCUUUGACCGAUGUCAAGGUUUCUGGCUGUCCCACACAAUCCCCCAUUUCCCCUCGUUCCCUGAAAAAGGCUACGUUUAUCCCAAGUCUGGAAAAGUCAAUGGCCAGACAGCUCUGUGUGUCACCUACAAAUACGAACAGUUCUUUCGCAUUGUCAAACAACUUCUCUACAUAAAACCACGGUUCUUCAAUUGUUCUGUACCAUCUGCUUUUUCUCCUGACUUUGGGCUGUUGGAGGAGUUAUGUGAAGACACUAAAUUGCCCCUUGACACAGACCGAAGAAUAGAGCAGCUAGUGUCUGCCAAAGGGGAAAAGUUUGUCAGCUAUGCCAAAUCAAAGCAGUUUGUGGAUGAUAUCUACACCGGCUGGGUUGCUCAGCUCUUGGCCGUUGACCUUUUGGUAGAGACUUGGCAGACUAUGAGACAUGCACUUCCCUCCAACUGCACACUGCCCCAGCACAGUCUGAACAUCAGGACGAUCCUAAUACCAGGGCCAACGUGCUUCUUGUCCCACCACGAUCAUUCAAAGUGGUGCGUAUCCCAGGAUUACAAGGCGCAGCUUACCUGUUUUGGAGAUUUAAACCGAGAAAAUACCCAAAUGUGGAGAGGAGGGGGGCUGACUUGCACCAACAACCCACUGAUUUAUAAAGCCUUCAGACAACUAGUUGACCAAUACAUAAGAUGUUGAUAAUACAUCAGCCUAAGGAAUGAAUAAUUAACAUAAGGGACAGUCAAUACUUAUAUCACAUGUCAAUUUUAAACCAACUCAUGUGCACUAAGUUAUAACUACAACCAUCUGCUUCUCCAAAGAGUUCACCCCUUAAAUCCAUUUGGCAGACAGAAGCUGACCAAUAGGAGCAGAGGGUGUGGAAAAGUGUCUGUAUUUGAGCAUAGAGUUGCAAUCGAUAGAAAAAAAACACUUAAUCACAAUAGGACUAAUAUUAAUAAAUUGUUGCUGUCAUAUUACCCAGCCUUACCCUACAAGUGUUAUUAAUUUCAUGACAUAAAGUUUCAAUAUUAGUGUUUAUGGCAAUAUUUUUUGUGGCAACAUAAUGGUCCAGAAUGUAUUAUUGCAACAGGCUGUGAUUUUUAUUCUUCACUCUUCUCAUGUAAUGUUAAUUUUAUGAUGAUUAUUUGUGAUUAUUUAUGUUUUGAUUUGCUGUAUUGUGAUUUUAAUGUCUUUCUUAUUCUGUAAAGCACUUUGAAUUACUCUGUGUGUGAAUUGUGCUAUACAAAUAAACUUGCCUUGC
Periophthalmus magnuspinnatus is the source of this 1688-nucleotide messenger RNA. RefSeq names its product deoxyribonuclease-2-beta-like. Bases 71 to 1126 code for a protein of 351 amino acids. Gene Ontology annotation, biological process: apoptotic DNA fragmentation. Gene Ontology annotation, molecular function: deoxyribonuclease II activity. NCBI's taxonomy places the organism in Eukaryota, Metazoa, Chordata, Actinopteri, Gobiiformes, Gobiidae. The transcript is spliced from 6 exons. The record is from RefSeq and is a predicted model, not a curated record.